GGGAUAGGUCGACGAGUGAGUUGUACUACACUAGUUCCAAAUAAGCUGAGAUUAGCAUAUAGUCGGUGUAGUCCAGUCUCUGUUUUUCUGGUGUGAUGCUUAAGUGUGCCAGCUGGGGAGACAGGCUUCUUAGGGACGAGUGAGUUGUACUCCACGAAUUUUCCCAAACACCGACUUUUUCUUUUGGGGUCAAUUUUAAAGCCCAAUACGAGGCCCGGUGAUGAUAGCAAACCGAAUCAAAAUCCCUGCACUUGUUUUCUAAAACAAGACCAAAUCAAUGCCUUCAACUUGAGCAGUGUCCUUCCUUUUUCGCGUUUAUAGGGGUGAAAAGAAGUCAAGAGUGGGUAUCUCUUAGCUGCUAUGAAGGUUAUCCGCUGUCUACUGAGCUGUUCUCGUCAUCUCUACUGAACAAGAGUCUUCCAACUUCUCUUUCAUUCCACAGAGCACCCACCGCUUCUGAUCCGAUCGCACUGCUGCCUACGAUUUCUUCAAUUUCGGAACAAAAGCCUGCUGAUAUGAAGCAAAGAGACCCACCCAAGUCCCAUUACAAGUUGGAUGUCGAGCUGGAUAGGCUCAGCAAUUUACCAUGUCAUAUUAUAGAUCAGAUUUUGCAACAUAUGCCUAUAAAGGAGGCAGUGAGGACGAGUGUUUUGUCAACCAAAUGGAGGUACAAAUCAUCUGCGCUCGGCCAUCUUGUGUUUGAUCAUCAGUGUGUCUCUGGUCGAAACCAAACAACCUUUGUGAACAUUGUUGAUCAUGUUCUCUUAUUGCACACUGGUCCCAUACACAUGUUCAAGCUUUCAAAUCGAGACUUUCUUGCUACUAGUGACAUUGACCGCUGGAUUCUUUAUCUCUCAAGAUGCUCUGUUAAAGAGUUCAUACUUGAAAUCUGGAAAGGGCCUCGCUUCACAAUUCCUUCGUGUUUGUUUUCUCUACAAGAAAUGACUCAUCUGGAGCUAUUUAAUUGUUUACUAAAACCAUCCUUGACAUUCAAGGGCUUUAGGAGUUUGAAGAGCUUAGAUAUUCAGCAUGUUACCUUGGCCCAAGAUGUGUUUGAAAAGCUGAUUGUUUGCUGUCCUCUGCUUGAGAGAUUGACUUUGAUGAACUUUGACGGUUUCACUGAUCUCAACAUUGAUGCUCCGAAUCUCCAAUUCUUUGACGUCGGAGGUUCUUUUGAGGAUGUUAAUUUUGUGAAUACCUUGAACCUUACUGUUGUUUCCAUUGCUUUGUACGAGCAUGGACCCAAUCAACAAAGACGGUCUCCUCGUAAUUCUGGCAAUUUGGUCAAGGUUUUUGCUCAGCUACCUCAUGUUCAGAGGCUUGAAAUUCAGAGUCACUUUUUAAAGUAUUUGGCUGCUGGUGUUGUGUCAGGAAAGCUGCCUAAACCAUGUCUAGAUCUGAAUUUCCUUUCUAUACGCGUUUACUUCAGUGAUUGGGAGGAGGUUUUAACCGCUGUAUUCCUUCUGCGAAGCUCCCCUUCACUGCAAGAACUAGAAAUUUUGGUCCGCCCUGAUGAACAGCCUGCUGCUGGAAAAACCAAUUUUUCAGUAAAUGACAACUGCAAUGGCCCAUUUGCCCAACUACGACUUGUGAAAAUUAGCGGCAUCUCCGAUAUCGAAAUUCAGGUAGAUUUUAUCAGAUUUCUGCUUUCUAAUUCACCCAUGCUUGAGAAGAUGAUUGUUAAGCCUGCUUCUGUCAAUUGGGAGCUGGUAAAAAAGUUGCUUCGAUUUAAGCGGGCCUCAGCCAAUGCAGAGAUGAUUUACUUGGACCCAUGAUUCAUCAAUUAAUUUGGCAGCUAGGAGUCCUUGCUAACAGAAUUGAACAUGAGUAUUGUACUAGUCUUUGUGAUGUAGAUCCUGUUUUCUGAACAAUGUCUCAGAUAUACUAAGCAACAACCUCUAUAUGGUAUUUGUAAACUCAGAUGUGCCUUCACUUACUUGGCAUUAACAUGCGUAAUGCAUAAGUUUUGGAGACAGUAUUUGCAACUGUCAAGCAGCUAA
This is a messenger RNA of Rosa chinensis, 2000 nucleotides long. RefSeq names its product F-box/FBD/LRR-repeat protein At1g13570. Lineage: Eukaryota; Viridiplantae; Streptophyta; Magnoliopsida; Rosales; Rosaceae. The coding region runs from base 516 to 1775 and encodes 419 amino acids. The transcript is spliced from 4 exons. Gene Ontology annotation, molecular function: protein binding. The record is from RefSeq and is a predicted model, not a curated record.